Messenger RNA from Rotaria sp. Silwood1, 267 nucleotides. NCBI's taxonomy places the organism in Eukaryota, Metazoa, Rotifera, Eurotatoria, Philodinida, Philodinidae. The record is from the annotation of a GenBank genome assembly.
AUGUGGCGUUCAUUUAUAUUAAAUGAUGAUACAACAUAUCCAUAUGGUUUUGGUUGGGAAUUGGCUGAGACAAUUCAUGGAAUGCGUGUUGUGAAACAUAGUGAAACAUGGCAAGGAUUUCAAUCGAUAAUCAUUCGAGUUUUGGAUGUGAAAGUCACCAUCGUUAUUUUUGCCAAUCUCGAUGCUGUAGAUGUAGAGGAAAUGGCUUCACAUGUGCUUGAAAUUUAUAAUCCACAGCUUGCUCUUAUAUCGGAGGAUGAUGAAUAA